Molecule: messenger RNA, 1002 nt
Organism: Symbiodinium necroappetens
Lineage: Eukaryota; Dinophyceae; Suessiales; Symbiodiniaceae
Source: the annotation of a GenBank genome assembly
AUGCCAGUGUGGAGGCCUGGUAAAGGCCAACGCUCAUUUUUGCGGACAGUGUGGAUCUCCGUGGUCCUACUCUGCCCCGUCGGGCCGGACCCCCUGGAACAACAAGUGGCAGGUGGUUCCAAGGGCAAAAUGCCACGUUCGCCGCGGCGCAGACCUGGCAAGGAAGGCAAAGAUGGUGGCAAGGGUCAGCCCAAGGGACAGACGCCCAAGGCCACGCCUACACCGAGUGCACCAUCGACCACGAGCUUGCCCAAACCACCUGCGCCGGCCCCACCUGCGGUGCCGAAAGAGCCAGCUACAGCUCAGAACAGUGGGGGAAGUGUGGAUUCAACACUUCAGACCCUGCUGGCGGCGCUCAGUCAGAGCAGAGACGACCUCCCGCAGAAUGUGCGAGACAUGAUCGAUACACACGCCGCUGCGGAUCACAAAGCUCACGCCAAGAGCAUGCAUCGUCUGGUGGCAUUGCAGAGCUCCGCACGGAGAGAGUUGGCGGCUACCAGAGCUUCCCGGCAAGACUACAUCAAGGAAUGGUGUGGAUACGUCGAAGGCCUCUGCAAGCUAUGGGAACAGCAUGUAGAGGAAAAGGCUCUGACUCUUUCCAAGUUCGAGGAGGCCGAGCAGCAAUGGGAACGUCAACUGAGCGAAGCUACUCAACAGUUGGCGAGUUUGGCAGUGGAAGCCCCUGCAGAGGGGAGCGAGGCUAUCGAUGUCGACGCCAUGGACGAGCAGGAGGCCAUGGUGGACGAAGCGGCUCGCCAAGAGGUGAAGCAGCAAAUGGUCCUUCAGAAGAUGAAAGAGACAGAACAGCGUGUUUCCGAAGGCCUACGGGAGGCUUGCCAAUCGGCCGUCCAACAGGCCGCCGAGCUAAUGGGCGACAGGGAAAGGUCGCCACGGAGGCGGUCAGGCAUUGGGGCCACCGCCAACAAAAGCAAGCAAACUGCUGUGGACACCGCUGUCAAAGCCGAGGGCGCAGGGGAGAAAGAGAAACCUCCCCCUCCCUAG